UCAUCAUCUACAUACACUUUUUUAUGAUUCGUAUUAUCAAAAUUUCCAAUGUUUCAAAAACUACGAUUUGCUCCAAGAUUUCACCUCCAUAAAUUCAUAGCGAUAAGAAGCGAUGCAACUUUUACAAAAUCAUACGAUCUUCACUUAUUAAGCCCUGAAGAAGGUCCGAAGAAAGAAGUUAAAAUUGAUAAGGAUGAAGGCCUUAAACUAUAUAAAAAAAUGGUUGAUAUAAGAAUCAUGGAACAAGCUUGCGCACACUUGUACACCGUAAAAGCUAUAAGAGGUUUUUGUCAUUUGUAUGUUGGCCAAGAAGCUACAGGUGUGGGAUUACAUUCCAUCAUUGGACCUGAAGAUUGCAUUAUCACUGCAUACCGUUGCCAUGGUUUUACCUUUCUCAUGGGGGUACCGAUGAUUGAUAUUGUAACAGAGCUCACAGGGAGAAGGUCUGGAGUUUCAAAGGGAAAAGGUGGCUCCAUGCACAUGUACGCGAAAAAUUUUUAUGGAGGAAAUGGUAUUGUUGGUGCGCAGGUACCCCUUGGUGUUGGAGUAGCUUUUAGCCAUAAAUAUCUGAAUAAAAAGGCUGUUUGUUUUACUUUAUAUGGAGAUGGUGCUGCCAAUCAAGGACAAGUUUUUGAAUCGUAUAAUUUAGCAAAAUUAUUUAUGCUUCCUUGUAUAUUUAUUUGCGAGAAUAAUGGGUACGCUAUGGGUACACAAACUAAUAGGGGGGCUGCCAACACAGAUUACUAUAAAAGAUGCGAGUACAUGCCUGGUAUAAGGUUUAAUGGUAUGGAUCUUUUAGCCACUAGAGAAGCAUGUAGAUUCGCUAAAGAAUACUGCAAUAGCGGGAAAGGUCCAAUUCUUAUGGAAGCAAAGAACUAUCGAUAUUUCGGACACUCCAUGUCAGAUCCAGGUACAUCCUACAGAACUAGAGAGGAAGUUGCAGAAGUACGUCAAAAACGUGAUCCCAUUAAAAACUUUGGCCAAGAGUUAGUGGACGCCAAAUUGGUAACAGAAGAAGAACUAAAAGCUAUUGAUAAACAAGGCAAGACAAUACAAGCAAAGUUACAAGAGGACGCAUUGAAACCUCCGCCCCCUCCCGAAAGCGACUUAGCUUUGGAUGUCAUAGCUACUUGCCCUGGAUGUCCUCUCAGAAACUCCAGCGUAUUCAAACCACUUAAACAUGGUUAUACCGGUAAACCAAUUAACUUUGAAUAAAC
This is a messenger RNA of Brassicogethes aeneus, 1217 nucleotides long. Lineage: Eukaryota; Metazoa; Arthropoda; Insecta; Coleoptera; Nitidulidae. The record is from the annotation of a GenBank genome assembly.